Messenger RNA from Striga hermonthica, 864 nucleotides. The record is from the annotation of a GenBank genome assembly. Lineage: Eukaryota; Viridiplantae; Streptophyta; Magnoliopsida; Lamiales; Orobanchaceae.
AUGGCUAUCCAAUUCUUCACCCAAUUACCGAUUCCAAUUUCUCAGAAUUGCCACCGCAGAUUCUUAAUUGAUGAUAACACUAAUACUAAAUCUCAUCUGCACCGGCGUUUCGCCGGAGGCCGGACAGGUGGGUCGCGCAGGGACUGGGGCAAAGACAUAGACCCGAAUCGACGGUCCAGAUUCAGCGAUGCUUAUCCGACGGACGAUUACGGUGAAGAGGAUGAGCGUGAGUUCCGGAAGUCCACGAAGCAGAGGAAAUGGUGGUCUGAUGAUUUCGAUGGAGACGACGACGACGAAGAAGAUGAGGAAGGGUUUGGGAUUCUCGAAGCUUCCAUUGGGUUUGAUUGGGUUCUUAAGGUAUUGAGAGCAUUUGGGUGGAUGAUUCCAGCAGUGAUUGCGUCAUUGGUGCUCGGGACAGGACCCAACUCGAUUAUCAUGGCCAUUGCUCUACCUCUUGCCCAGUCGGCACUUUCUAUAGCAGCCGACACACUCUGGGGAACAUUUUACGAUUCCCCAAGAACAAAGAACAAGAAGAAGAAGAAAAAGAAUAAGCCUUUUGCUCGUAUGAAGGUGAAAAGGGAAGAAGAAGAAGAAGUUUGGUUUCAGUCAGGAAACGGGACAAGGAAUUACAAAUCGUGGGUGGAGGGAAGUAAUGUGCCGUGGGGAAAUGAGAAUAGGAGUCGAUUCGAUUUCGGUGGAUGGGAUGAGCUGGACAAGGAGCCUCGGGUAAGGCCUGUUACACGUGAGCCUGAGGUGCAAGAGAGAGUUAUCACAAGUAGGAAAACAAAGGGAGAUACUCCGCUAUUUAUGAGACUCUUGAUCGCCAUGUUCCCGUAUUUGGGAUUUUGGACCAACUUAUUGUGA